Messenger RNA from Plasmodium relictum, 3501 nucleotides. RefSeq lists its product as hypothetical. The coding region runs from base 1 to 3501 and encodes 1166 amino acids. NCBI's taxonomy places the organism in Eukaryota, Apicomplexa, Aconoidasida, Haemosporida, Plasmodiidae. The record is from RefSeq and is a predicted model, not a curated record. The transcript has a single exon.
AUGAAAUUAUUUUUGUUAAAAGAACUGAAAACAAAGGUAAUAAAAGUUACUGAUAAUACAAAAAAAAAAGAGGUAUUACCACUUAGAAAAAUUAAAACUGAUUAUUAUUCAUUAUACAGAAAGGGAUAUACGCAUAUGUGUGAAAAUAGUUUAAGUUACAUUUCCAUAAACAUACAAAAAAGGAAAAAUAAUAUUUAUAAAAUGAGCAGUUGUUUUAUUAAUUCUUCUGUUUCUCAAAAAUUUGUAAAAAAUAAUGACUUCAGCAAUGGUUCAAUUUAUUUUAAUAUAAAUAACUCAUUAUUUUUUUUAAAGAAUUUUGCAUUAAUAAUAGAUGUUUACUUAGAAAAAAAAGUGUUACAGUUUAGUAGUAUACCUAAUUUUGAUAUAAUCUUAUUUUAUCAAAAAAUAAUUCAAAAGAUGAAUAAAAGAAAAAAAAGAAACAAAGAUACAAAAAUUGAUAAAAUUUUCUAUAUUACUUAUAACAAUAAUUUGAAGAAAAAUUUCUCAAGUAAUAUACUUUAUGUUUUAAAUAAAAAAAAUUUCGAUGAAAUUUUAUAUCUAUUAAUUAAAAUUUUAUAUGAAUAUUUACCAAAAAAUCUUUCUAUACUUUAUAGCAAUACAUAUUAUUACGAAGAUUUAAUUUAUAUUUUUACAUACAAAAGUGUAUAUUAUUCCUUUUUCUUUUGUUCAAGAAAUUUUUAUUAUCUUAAUUUGUUUUUGAACAUAGCUUUAAGAAGAGCAAAUGUUAUUUCUGUUGUAAAUGAUAAUAAAAUAAAUACGCAAAUGAAACUGAAGCCACUUCAUAAUAUUUUAUACAAUGAAAAAAAAGGUCAAAAUCACUUUAAAUUUCAAGGUUCUAUUAAUUAUUCAGAAAACGAUAAUAAAAAAAAUAAGAAAAAUUAUAUUAAUAAUGAAAUAAGUUAUUAUUUAUUAAAAAAAAAAUUAAUUUAUUUAAACCUAGACUCAAAAAUUCUUUUUGAAUUUUCUAAAACGUUAAAAGCAAUUAUUAAUAUUUUUCCAUUAAAAAUUAUAAAUAAAGCAAAUAAAGAAGAUAAACUAAUGAAUGAAAUUUACAUAAUUUUGGAUAAAUAUAUAGAGAUGUUCAAGCUUUGUACUUAUAAUAUAUUUCUUAAUAGUAUUUAUAAUAGGAAUGAUUCUCUUCGCUAUAGAUUAUUAAGAAAUGAUAUAAAAAAUGAAGAUAAACACAAAAAAAAAAAUAUAUAUUUAAGUAAUUUUUAUAAUUGCAUAUAUAAUUUUAAUAACUAUUUUUGUCGUAAAAUACUUAUGGGAAUGUAUUUUAAUAGUCAUGAAAACAAAAACAAUGAAAUAAAAUGGAUUAAUGUCUAUCCUUAUAUACUUUCAACCUUUUUAUACAUAAAAGAAAAAGAAAAUUUGUCUUAUAUUAAAAAGGAAAAAUUAGCGUUCUUUAAUUCAUAUAAAAAUAAAGAAAUGGAGUUAUACUUUAAAGAUUUAAUUAAACUUUUUCUUUUUAUAAUUUUAAAUAAAUCAAAUAAUUGUAUAAAUAAUAUCCUUAUUUAUUGUAUAAUAUCUUCUUUUUAUUUUUUAACCAUUUUUUCUAGAAUUAAUCUUAACAUCAUAUUAGAUAUUACAAAUAUCCUUUUUAAAUACAUUUAUAAUAAAAAUAAUAAAUUAAAUAACAUUGAAUGCUUUCAAAAUUCUUAUAUAAUAAAUUUAUCAAAAAAAAUAAUAUACAGUAAUAUAAUUUCAUUUGAAAAGGAGAAAUUUUAUAUUCAAGUAAAUAAUGAAAAAUUAAUAGAUUACUUAAAUACAUUGUAUUUUAUAAGUGAAUCCAAAUUAAUUAAAGAUAAUUUAUUCCUGUUAAUGCUGAAUCAUAAUAAAACAAAAGAUAUUCAUAGAUAUAAUAAAAUAAUGGUACCAUAUAAAGAUUUUUUUAAUGAGGAAUUAUAUUUUGAAAAUAAUGAAAAAAAUAACAUUAAAUUUAGAAAAUAUGAUAAGGAUAAGAAUUACGAAUAUUUUAUGAACAAUUAUUUUAAAGAAAAUUAUAACCUUGAAUAUAAGGACGAUAAUAAUAAUAAUAAUAUUAAUAAUUUAAUAAAUAUGAUAAAAUAUAACAAACAGCCACAUGAAAUAUUUCUCAAAAAGUUUAUUAAAAAUACAUUUAUAUCAUAUAAUCAUAUUGAUAGUUUCACAUAUAAAAAUUUUAUUGACAUUUCUCAAAUAAUCAAGAAUUUAUAUCACCUUAAUUUAUAUUUGUUUAUGUUAAUUUUUAUCGAAUAUGUAAAAUAUAAAAUAAUCAAAGAUAUAAGUAUUAUUUAUUGUAAUUUUCAGAUAAAUUAUUUGAAUAAUUUCAGUGCUAAACUAUCUGAUCUUUAUAGAAAUAAUGCAAGAAAUAUAAAAAUUUUAAAUUUAUUUAUUAAAAAAGAGAAGUUCAGAGAUAAAUUAAAAUUUAAUGAAUUGAAGCAUUUUUCUAGUAAUGAACAUAAAAUUUCUUAUAACAUAUAUUCACAUUUUUCCUUUUUAUGUGUAUUUUUGCAAAAUACAAAGUCAUAUAUACGUACUUCUUCACUAGAAUUUUUCAAUUUUAUCAUAUCCAAUUUUUUUGUAAAUAAAAAAAAAAUGAUCAAUUUAUGUAUAUGGAGAAUAGAAGAAAUAGAAAAGAAAGAACAAAUUUAUAUUCAGUUAUUUUUAAAAAAUAUAGUACAACUAAUAUAUUGUUUCCUCUAUUUUAACACAUAUGACAAAUAUAUUUAUCAUUAUUUUUAUCUUUUUCUAAAAUUACAAUUUUUUAAAAAUAUAAAAGAUAAUGAAGAAUUUUUUAAUAAUUCUAAAGCAUAUAUAAAUAUGCAUUUAAAUAAAAAAAUUUUUUUAUUUCCUUAUAUAUUUUUUAAUAGUUGUCACACUUUUUUUAAUAUCACUUUAUCUGUUAAUAAAAAAAAAAAAAUCAUCAACAGAGAAAAUAAUUAUAUCUACAGUUUAAGCAAAAAAAAAAGGGAAGAAUUUGAAAAAAUUGAAAAUACAAAUAUAUUUCAAAAAAAUGAAUAUUUAAAUAAUGAAAAAAUAGGAAUGCUUUUUUAUAUGCAAUUUUCCUAUUUAUUGCUACCAUCUUUAUUUCAUAAAAUAUUUGAAAAUCAUUUUGAAUUAUAUAUUUUAAAUGCUACAUAUCUGUUUAGUAUUCUAAUUAAUUCCGACUUUUACAUAAAUUCUCAAAUUUUAUACAAGCAAAUAUAUAUAGGCUUGACAUGUUUAUAUUUUUUUUAUGCAGAUGUAAAACAAAAAGUAUACGAAAAUAAUGAAGAAUUAAAUUUUCCUUUUUUUCAGAAAAUAAACGUAGUUUAUCUUAAAAAAAUAAUGCAUCUAUUAUUAUACGAGUACAAUGAUAAGGAAGUGAGUAAAUUUUAUACGAAAUCUUCCAAAUUAGAGAAUGAAAUAUAUUGCUUUUUAGAAAAUUACUCAUUAAAAAUAAGAAGGAAUGUAAAAAUUCACGCUUAUUUGCUAGACUUUGUUUUAUAUAAUAAAUGA